Messenger RNA from Phoenix dactylifera (date palm), 2779 nucleotides. RefSeq lists its product as uncharacterized. The record is from RefSeq and is a predicted model, not a curated record. NCBI's taxonomy places the organism in Eukaryota, Viridiplantae, Streptophyta, Magnoliopsida, Arecales, Arecaceae.
CGAGAUGACAUCACCCUACCUUUAACCUUUCCGUCUACCACCGUCUUACCUGAGAGAGAGAGAGAGAGAGAGAGAGAGAGAGAGAGAGAGAGAGCUCAGCUCUCAGCCUCCCAGCCAGCGUCCUUCUCCUUACACAAACAGCAGAUAUGCAACCCCAUCAACCGUAGAGAGAGAGAGAGAAACGCAGAGAAAAACAAGAGAGAAACCUCUCCUACGUUUGGUUUCAGGUUUCCUUAGCUUUUUGUUAAGGAAGCCACCCAGUCCUUGCCACAAGCAGUGGAAGAGCUAGUAGAGAGAAGGAGAGAGACACAAUCCAAAAGAAAGAGGAAGAGACUUGCCUCUACUUGCUACUAACUUCCAGGAGAAAGCAAGCAGGAGUGUGAACACAUAGGCAGCAGCACUCGAGUCCUAUUUCUCAAGAUUUCCAGUGGCUAAUUUUCAAGAUAGAGCUCAUAACAGUGCAGAUCUGAGCCUGCUUAGCUCUAUUAUUAUCGUAUAGUAUUGCAAACAGAAAAGAAGAAGAAGAAGAAGAAGAAGAAGAAGAUGCAGUCAGGAUAUGGAAGCGUGUCGGAGAUCCAGCAAUUCAUGAUGGAGAGCUGCGGCAGCUCGAUCUUCUCCAUGUCCUCGGCCGCCCCCUCGAACCCCUCGGCCGACAUCCAUGCCGCUGCCUCCCAGCCUCUCAAAUACCAUCCCCUCCACCACCCCCAGCCCAGCUCCCACCACCAGCAGCAGCCCCAGCCCCAGCCCCAGCCCCCCCCGCCGCCCCCCCCGCACCACUUCUCCUACUUCCACCCCAUCCCGAUAACCCAGCAGCUCUUCCAGCAGAGCCACCAGUUCCAGCUGCUCCACCACCAGCACCAGCUCCGGUUGGAUCACGAGUCGGGCCCCGAGAACUCGACCGCCGCCGCCGCCGGAGGCGGUGGGCCGGGUUUUCUCGCUGCUGCCAUGAAUUUCAAGCUGGCGGCCAAUGAGAGCAGCGGCGGCGGCAGCCAUGAGGGGCUGAACGACGACGACGGAGGGUCCGAUAGCCGCCUCCAUCACCACUGGCAGAGGGAGGAGGAAUCAGCCAUCAAGGAGCCCUCGUGGAGGCCUCUGGAUAUAGAUUACAUGAGUAGGAACAACAAGAGGUGCAAGGAGAAGGAGCCCGAGACGUCGACGAACAAGUACUGCAAGAAGAGCAAAGAAGGAGCGGAGCCGGACCAUGGCGGACACAUUACCGGCGGCAGCAACUACAAGCUCUUCAGCGAGCUCGAGGCCAUCUGCAAGCCCGGCGGCAGCACUCCUGGUGGCGGCGGAGGCGCCAACCAGACCGGCUCCGGUUCUGCACUCACCGGCGACGAGACCGCCCUCGUGCACACCGCCACCAACCCACCAGGACUGGCAGCUGAUCGCCACGUCGGCGGCUCGGAGACAUCGGCCGGAGAAGAGGCAACGGUGAGGAAAUUUUCCAAAGGAAGUGGGAGGAGGAAUCGGAAGCGGGGGCGGCAGCAGAAGAAGCAGCUGAGCACGAUCAUGGCCUUCUUCGAGAACCUGGUGAAGCAGCUGAUGGACCACCAGGAGAGCCUCCACCGGAAAUUCUUGGAAGUGAUGGAGAGGAGGGAGCGGGAGAGGACUGUCCGGGAGGAGGCCUGGAGGCGGCAGGAGGCGGCCAAGUCCAGCCGUGAGGCCGCCGCCCGGACCCAGGAGUGGGCCCUCGCCUCCUCCCGGGAGGCCGCCAUCAUCUCCUUCCUCGAGAAGACCACCGGCGAGACCGUCCACUUCCCCGAGAAGCUCCGAUUCCCAUCCCAAUUCUCCGAAGAACCCGGCAAGGAGGCCGAAACCACCGAAAACCUCCCGACCGAGCCCUCGAAUAAUACCAUCAUCAACGGCGAUGGCAGCACCAACAAGAUUCAGCUUAGCACGAGCCGGUGGCCGAAGCCCGAGGUCGAGGCGCUGAUCCAGGUGCGGAGCGGGCUCGAGUCGAGGUUCCAGGAGCCCGGCCUGAAGGCCCCGCUGUGGGAGGAGGUGAGCUCGACGAUGGCCGCCAUGGGCUACCACCGGAGCGCGAAGCGGUGCAAGGAGAAGUGGGAGAACAUCAACAAGUACUUCAGGAAGACAAAAGAGAGUGGCAAGAAGAGGCCGCGCAACUCCAAGACCUGCCCUUAUUUCCAACAAUUGGAUCAGCUCUACUCCAAGUCCCUCACCAAGUCCCAGCCCGCUUCCUCUUCUUCCCCUAAUGCCAAUGCGGCUAGCUGUACGGCUUCCGGCACGGCCAGUGAUCAACGGAAGGAUAACUCCGAGCUCCUCGAUGCCAUCGUCGUGUCCACCGAUCAGCAAGGCUUCAAGUUCCCUGAAAUGAGCUCGUUGCACUUUGAUUUCAAUGGCAAAGGGGAUGGAGACAACGAGCCUCCUCGCAAUGUGGGAAGCAAUGGCGAGGAAGAGGAUGACGAGGAUGACGAAGAGGGAGAGGAAAGAGAAGAAGGAGAAGGCUAGAACCAAGACCAACUCCACCAAGACGAGCACCAUCAACACCGCUCCAGUCUCUUCUUCCGGUGUCUCCAAUCCUAAAUCUAGUUAAUUACCUCCAAGAGGUAAUCCUCUUCCAUGUCGAUGGCUACACUCUCUCUCUCUCUCUGUCCCCCCUUCUCAAAGUUUGCUAUGUUUUCAUAUUAUUUUCGAAGUAGAAACCAGUUUAGGACAUGAAUUAGUAGCACUAGUAGCUGAAUAAAACCAUGGAUAUAUAUAUAUAUAUAUAUUAAUCCCACUAUCGAUCGAGUAAAACCUGUUCUUGCAAUUAUCA